This is a messenger RNA of Trematomus bernacchii (emerald rockcod), 1956 nucleotides long. It is a transcript of the gene rnf169, whose product is annotated as ring finger protein 169. Lineage: Eukaryota; Metazoa; Chordata; Actinopteri; Perciformes; Nototheniidae. The transcript has 6 exons. Bases 206 to 1567 code for a protein of 453 amino acids. The record is from RefSeq and is a predicted model, not a curated record.
CCUUCUAGAUUAAUAUUUUAGAACAUUUUAGUGGUUAUUACUUUAUAUCUCUACCCUUGAUGUGAUCUUGUGUGUAUACAACAUAUAUGAUGUUUACUAGAUAUGUUCUUGAGUAAAUAAUAAUAAAAACUACCACCAGGAGGAUCUGCUUCAGCGCUCUUUCACUUCCGGGUUUAGGGUAUGUUGUGAGCGGAGAGACAGCAACAUGGCGGCGGUCGGGAGGAACCGGUCCAGAGAGGCGAGAGACAGGAGGAGAGACAGCCGGAGAGAGUUGUUUGCGUCUCCGGUUCUGAUCCCAAAAUGUAGUGACGUUUCAUCUGGAGCGAGCGGGAAACACAAGGGAGUUCUGUCUGACUCUGAGAACGAGGAGCCGCUGAGCCGGAAGAUCAGGAACAUCUCCGCCUUCAUCCGGAAGACCAAACACUCUGCAGCCUGCAUGGGUGGUGCUCAGAGGAGUCAGAGCUGCAGCGACCCUCUGGAGGACCGAGCAGGGAAGCUGAAGGCUCUCCAGCCCCCCCUCAUGGACAGAGUGAGCCACAGCUUCACAGCAGGGAUCCUCCUCGCGUCGGAGAACAGUCGCUGCUCAUCGGCCCCCCCCCCCUCUGACAGGCGGUUGCCAUGGCGACCCGUCCUCCUCCCGUCCUCCUCCCCCCCCAUCCCUCCAGAACGCUCCGUUAGCCCCGAUAGCAACGAUAGCAUCUCGGAGGAGCUGAACCACUUCAAACCCAUCGAGUGUUCUCCGUGCACUCCUCCCAGACGCCUGGCUGACGGACGCCUGGUGAUAACCUCCGUCGUGAAGUCCACCCCCAGGAACCUGAACCUGAACCAGAACCAGGACCAGAGCCUGAACCAGAACCAGGACCAGAGCCUGAGACCCAGCAGAUACGAGGUUGGAGCCGCAUUGAUGCAGAAAUGGAGGCAGAUCGAACUGGACCGGCAGAAAAUGAAGUUAAACGGCAAUCUGAGCGGAGAGGAAACGCCCUCUGAUCGGCACGGCAACAAGAGAUCCCCCUCUGAUCGGCCCGGCAACAAGAGGUUAGAGUCCCCCUCUGAUCCGCCCGGCAACAAGAGGUUAGAGUUCGACUCUCAGGACGCCGUGCAGAGGAAGAAGAUCCACAUUCCUGCUGUCAAGGAGAGGAGCUCCGGCAGGAAGCGGGCCUUCUCUCCGGUCCUCAAGAACUCCAGGAUCCAGACCCGGAAACUGGACCAGAACCAGAAGGAGUCCGAGCAGCGGGGAAGGAAGAGCCAGGAGAAGACCCGGCACCUGGACCUGGACCAGGAGAAGACCCGGCACCUGGACCAGGAGAAGACCCGGCACCUGGACCAGGACCAGAAGAAGACCCGGCACCUGGACCUGGACCAGGAGAAGACCCGGCACCUGGACCAGGACCAGAAGAAGACCCAGGUCCAGGACCAGGACCGGGUUCUGGCCCUCCGGCUCCAGAGACAGUUUGACCUGGAGACCAGCAUCCGGCCUGAAGCCUACUUCCUGCGAUCCUGGAGGUCCAAUCAGAACUGCAGGAGGCGGGGCCUGAGGAGGUCUCGGCGAAUCAGCACCAAGCACUAAAGGGGACCGAGGAGAGGGAAUAUGCAAAGAGACGAUCGAUUCACCAGCACAUCACCAAACCCUGAAUCCAGAUGUAAAUCAGAGGGUCUCAAAGAAUCAUCGAUUCACUCUGGAGACCGUCUUUGGACUUUUUACUAUUAUAUAUUUUUAGACAUUUUAUUUACUCUUUAUUUUUUACAAAUGACUUAAAAAAUAUCAGAUUUUCUCCUGAAUUUAAAAUGUUGUUUUUCUAUCUUGGGUGUUUGGGACUUCCUGAUCUCUCAGGAGACGUUUCCUCCUUUAAAUAUUACUUACUCUCAGCUCUCUGACGUUAUGACAGAGAGACAGACAGACAGAGAGACAGACAGACAGACAGACAGAGAGACAGACAGACAGACAGACAGACAGAC